Messenger RNA from Helianthus annuus (common sunflower), 3441 nucleotides. RefSeq names its product DNA-binding protein SMUBP-2. Bases 314 to 3259 code for a protein of 981 amino acids. Gene Ontology annotation, molecular function: 5'-3' DNA helicase activity. The record is from RefSeq and is a predicted model, not a curated record. The transcript is spliced from 6 exons. NCBI's taxonomy places the organism in Eukaryota, Viridiplantae, Streptophyta, Magnoliopsida, Asterales, Asteraceae.
GUGGAGUGUGGGGCGGGUGAGCUUCUCAUUUUCCAUCAACCAAAAAACAGAGGAGAAGAACACUCCACGUCAACAAACAAACAAACAAACUACAACACACGCGAAUAUCACCAAUCAACCACACAGCCAAUCGGAACUCAAAUUGUGAUCCCGCUAACGCCACCCAUCCACCCAUAUAUUUUCAAACGCUUCAAAGAAUCUUCUUCAUCUUCUUAUAUUCCAGAUUCCAUCACAUAAUUUCCAAAUUAUUAUUAUUAUUUUCCAAUUUCUCACUUCUUCCGAUCUAGGGUUUACAUUUCUAGUCAAUUCGGUCAUGCCGGUGAUGCGUGUCAUCGGUUCCGGUGCCGGAGGUGUGACUGUAACUGCCGAUAGAGUCGUCGGAACCGACCGAUGGAGGAUAGAGUCCAUGCGGCGCACGUUAGCUCCUUCACAAACCCUAAUUCGCUUCCGUAAGUUUGAUUUCAGUUUAUCCUCACUUGUAACCUCCCCGUUGAGACUCACUGUUUAUAACAGUUUGGAUAAGAAUACUCAAACCAAACCAAAACCGAAACCGAAACAGAAACCGAAACUGAAACCGAAAACCACAUUUAGUAUCAGUACUGGUAAUAGAGGUAGCAGGAAGAGCACUGGAGGAAACAGUGCUCGGCAAACAGAUGAAUAUACGGACUGUAAGCCGAUUGAUGUACGGAGUUUAUCGCAAAAUGGCGAUCCGUUAGGGCGAAGAGAUUUGGGGAAAUGUGUGGUGAAGUGGAUAAGUCAAGGGAUGAAAGCAAUGGCUACUGAUUUUGGGGCUGCUGAGCUGCAAGGUGAGUUUGCAGAGGUCAGGCAGAGGAUGGGUCCAGGGCUGACUUUUGUGAUACAGGCUCAGCCUUAUUUGAGUGCGGUGCCGAUGCCGUGUGGGCUUGAGUCGGUGUGCUUGAAGGCUUGCACUCAUUAUCCAACUUUGUUUGAUCAUUUUCAGAGGGAGCUUAGGGAUGUGUUGCAGGGGCUUCAGGGGAAGGGUUUGGUUGAGGAUUGGCAGAAGACGGAGUCGUGGAAGUUGUUUAAGGAACUUGCAAAAUCAGCUCAGCAUAGGGCCAUUGCAAGAAAACUCACAACCCCCAAAACUGUUCAUGGCGUUUUGGGCAUGGAGCUAGAGAAAGUGAAAGCGAUUCAGUCCAGAAUCGAUGAUUUUUCAGAACGAAUGGCCAACCUACUUCGUGUCGAAAGGGAUUCCGAAUUGGAAUUCACCCAACAGGAAUUAGAUGCCGCUCCUACUGCCGCCAGUUCCGAUCCAAACAAACCAAUUGAAUACCUUGUUAGUCACGGUCAAGCAGAACAAGAGUUAUGCGACACAAUCUGCAACUUGUUUGCAGUCAGUACUUAUACAGGAUUAGGUGGCAUGCAUCUGGUGUUGUUUAAGGUUGAGGGAAAUCAUAGGUUGCCACCGACAACAUUGUCUCCCGGUGACAUGGUUUGCGUGAGAACAUGUGACAGCAGGGGUGCAGCUGGUGCCAUUUCGGGUAUGCAAGGUUUUGUUAAUAACUUAGGGGAAGAUGGAUGUAGUAUCACUGUGGCUCUUGAAUCCCGACAUGGUGAUCCCACCUUUUCAAAGUUGUUCGGUAAAAGCGUUCGUAUAGAUCGGAUCCAAGGAUUGGCUGACGCAGUUACAUAUGAGCGUAAUUGUGAAGCCCUGAUGAUGCUUCAGAAAAAAGGUCUGCACAAGCACAACCCGUCAAUUGCCGUUGUAGCAACGCUUUUUGGGGACAAAGAUGAUAUUAAAUGGCUGGAAAAUAACUCGUUCACCGACUGGGGUGAAUCACAACUUUCGGAAACCAAAUCGAUACAAAACUUUGAUUCAUCUCAAAAACAGGCAAUUUCAUUAGGUUUGAACAAAAAACGACCCGUUUUGGUCGUACAAGGUCCACCUGGAACCGGAAAAACUGGUAUUUUGAAGGAAAUAAUAACCCGAGCUGUUGAACAAGGUGAACGCGUGCUAGUGACCGCCCCCACAAACGCUGCUGUGGAUAACAUGGUUGAAAAACUGUCAAAUGUCGGGAUUAACAUCGUAAGAUUCGGGAAUCCCGCACGUAUUUCUCCGGUUGUUGUUUCGAAAUCGUUAGUUGAGAUCGUAAACAUUAAACUCGCGAGUUUUAGGUCAGAACUCGAGAGAAAAAGGUCAGAUCUCAGGAAGGAUCUGAGACAAUGUUUGAAAGAUGAUUCACUGGCGGCUGGAAUUAGACAACUUUUGAAACAAACGGGAAAGCAAUUAAAGAAAAAAGAAAAAGAAACGGUUAAGGAAGUGUUAGGUAGUGCUCAAGUCGUGCUUACGACUAACACGGGUGCAGCAGAUCCGAUUAUCAGGCGUUUAAACGCUUUUGAUCUUGUGGUUAUUGAUGAAGCGGGUCAAGCAAUCGAACCGGCUUGCUGGAUUCCGAUAUUGCUGGGAAGAAGGUGUAUUCUUGCUGGUGAUCAGUGCCAGCUGGCACCCGUGAUUCUUUCUAGGAAAGCUUUAGAAGGUGGUCUCGGGAUAUCUUUAUUGGAAAAAGCCAUAAGUUUACACGAUGGAAUUCUCGCUACUAAAUUAACAACACAAUAUCGAAUGAAUGAUGCAAUUUCUAGCUGGGCUUCGAAGGAGAUGUAUGGUGGAUUACUGAAAUCUUCAGAGAAGGUUUCCUCUCAUCUUCUUGUUGAUUCCCCCUUUGUACAGCCCACAUGGAUAACACAAUGCCCAUUGCUAUUACUUGAUACAAGGAAACCAUACGGUAGUUUAUCACCUGGUUGUGAGGAGCAAUUAGAUCUAGCUGGCACAGGCUCGUUUUACAACGAAGGGGAAGCGGAUAUUGUUGUUCAACAUGUUCUCUCAUUGAUAUAUUCAGGCGUGAGCCCAGCAGCAAUUGCAGUGCAAUCUCCGUAUGUUGCUCAAGUGCAGUUACUAAGGGAUAGUCUAGAUGAAAUUCCAUUGGCUAGGGGAGUUGAAAUCGCAACUAUUGAUAGCUUUCAAGGCAGGGAAGCUGAUGCAGUCAUCAUAUCUAUGGUUCGAUCAAACACUUUGGGAGCUGUCGGGUUUCUUGGUGAUAGUAGACGAAUGAAUGUUGCUAUAACCAGGGCCCGCAAACACGUGGCAGUUGUAUGUGACAGCUCAACAAUAUGCCACAACACAUUUCUAGCAAGGCUGCUGCGCCACAUCAGAUACUUUGGUCGAGUGAAACAUGCGGAACCUGGUGGUUUUGGCGGGUCGGGCUUAGGCAUGAACCCUAUGUUGCCUUCGAUAAGUUAAAAAGUGUCUCCAAUACUCCGGUGUACAUUCUUUCAGGAGAUUGGUUUGUGUUGUAUACCAUUAUUUAUAUUUCAUAGCUGUAAAUAAGAAACAUAGAUUUUGUCAAUUUUACGGUAUAGACAAUCAUUGAAUUAUAAGUACAUUAUUAAAUUGUUAUAUUUGAAUCCUAAGCUUUGCUUGCC